UCGAGGUGAGGGGCGGGGUGUGCGGGCCAGGCUGAGCUGGGGGACCAGGAAGCGGAGCCCUCAGUGCACCUCGGGGCCAGCUCUCAGGAGUCAGCCCACACCUGUCUGGGUGCUGCCGGUUCCCGGCUGGGCUUGAGGCGACGAGGCAGCAGGACAUGGCGGGGACGACGCGGCCUGUGCUGUGGGUGCUCUGUGGGGUCUGGGUGACCGUCACCGCCAUCUCAGUGGAGACGCCGGGGGAAGUCCUGCGGGCUGCCCGAGGCCGGAGCGUCACCCUCCCCUGCACCUACCGCACCUCCGUCCUCGAGCGGAAAGGAUUCAUCCAGUGGGACAAGCUGCUGUGGAGCCACUCGGAAAGGGUGCUCGCCUGGACAUUUUCGACCAAAGACUACAACUACGGUAAACUUUAUGAGAACCGUGUCAACCUGUCGGGCAAUGCCGAGGAGUCCGACGCCUCCAUCAUCAUCAACCAGCUGACCAUGGACGACAACGGCACCUACGAGUGCUCGGUCUCGCUGCUCAAUGACCUGGACGGCAUCUCCAAGGCCCGAGUCCGCCUCCUGGUCCUGGUGCCACCCUCCAAACCCGACUGCAGCAUCCUGGGCGACACCGUGAUUGGGAGCGACAUCCAGCUGACCUGCCAGUCGAAGGAGGGCUCCCCGGCCCCUCAGUACCGCUGGCAGAGCUUCAACCUCCAGAACCAGGAGCGGAAGGGCCUGCCAGGCGCCGGGCACACCCUGACGCUGAAGAACAUCUCCACGGACAUGUCCGGCUACUACGUCUGCACCUCCAGCAACGAGGUGGGGACCGAGUCCUGCAACAUCACCCUGACCGUCAGGCCUCCCUCCAUGAACGUGGCCCUGUACGCGGGCAUCGCGGGCGGCGUGGUGGCGGCCCUCAUCAUCAUAGGCGUCCUGGUCUAUUGCUGCUGCUGCCGGGAGAAGGGCGAGGACGAGGAGACCAGGCCGAAUCGGUCCAUCUACCGGGAGCCUCCAGAGCAGCUGAAGGAACUGCCCAGAGGGCGGGAAGAGGAGGACGACUCCAGGCGCCAAUCCUCUGACUAUGCUGCCCACGUGUGACCGGGGCCUGCUGCAGGGCGGGCAGGGGCAGCGGUUCCGUCCCGGCCCCCACCCUGCUCCAGCCGAUUUCCUGACACCCUGCCCCCCCCGCCCCCCAGCAGCACUGAUGGUGCUUCCUCCCCAUGGCAGCCAGAGGCCCUGGCUUAGCCUGAUGAGCCGAUGCCACCUGCCAAGUAAGCCCUCCCACUGCCAUUCCUGGCUCCCAGGGGCCAGGCCGCAGCCUCCAUCUUCCUGCAGCCGGUGGGACAGCAGGGGCUGCCCGCUGACGAUGUGCGGGGCUGCAU
This is a messenger RNA of Myotis daubentonii (Daubenton's bat), 1363 nucleotides long. It is a transcript of the gene GPA33, whose product is annotated as glycoprotein A33. The record is from RefSeq and is a predicted model, not a curated record. Gene Ontology annotation, cellular component: plasma membrane. NCBI's taxonomy places the organism in Eukaryota, Metazoa, Chordata, Mammalia, Chiroptera, Vespertilionidae.